Messenger RNA from Manis javanica (Malayan pangolin), 10328 nucleotides. RefSeq names its product MAM domain containing glycosylphosphatidylinositol anchor 2 (gene MDGA2). Lineage: Eukaryota; Metazoa; Chordata; Mammalia; Pholidota; Manidae. Gene Ontology annotation, cellular component: plasma membrane; neuronal cell body; axon. The record is from RefSeq and is a predicted model, not a curated record. Gene Ontology annotation, biological process: homophilic cell-cell adhesion; synapse organization. Gene Ontology annotation, molecular function: protein binding; axon guidance receptor activity.
UUUAGCUAUUUUAAUAACUUCUCUUUCCAUAUACUGUUUGAAUGGCAGGAAUAUAUUCAACAAAGUAAAUUCCGCACUGGAGGCACUUCCUGUAGUUAUAGAAACAAAUCACAAACCGCUAUUAUAUGACUAGUUUUUCCUUACUAAUUUUUGGGCAAGUAUUUCUACAAUGUACUAAUGUAAAUUAGAGAUAUCUUGCAUUUUCCAAUCCUUUUGUAACCUCGAAUUUCUUAAGCUCCUCAAACAUCAGAGAGCUCUGUCCCAGUUGAGAGACUGUCUUUCACAGAGGGGAAGAUUUGCAAAGGAGUUAACUUUAGGAGACAUUGAAUAUUAAAUAAACUAGGCUCCGAAUUCCUUGUGUUUCUUCUCUAGAUCCUUCACUGCUGUUUGGAGCGUAUUUCCAUUUAAAAGGACAGAAAUGGAGAAGAAACGGUGCCACUUCCAAGUGCUGUGGCCUGUUCUGCCCUCUAGUCAAGCAGAACGCCUCGUGAAAGCCCUGGGGCGGCGGGGAGGAGGUAGUAUGUCCACUAAGUUUCCCCAGGUCUAAGGUGUAGCUGGUCCUUCCGCGCGCAAACGCAAACAGCGGCGUCAGAAAUGAUAACAGGCGUCCGCCGCCGCGGAGCUUCUGGAAACGGAGAAGGGCCUCGGCGGGGAAGGCCGGGGCCGGAUGUCCCCGGCCUUGCGGAGCCUCUCGGCGCCGUCCAUACUGAUGAGCCCCUGGGCUGACACAGGAAGGCAGAGCGAAGGCGGAGCGGAGGAGGCAGAGGAGGCGCCGAGGAAGGCGGCCGAGCCGUGCACCCGGCUUUGACGUCGCCCAGCUGCGGCUAGCAGCUCGCGCUCUCAGCACGUAGCGCACAACGUGACCACACUCAGCCUUCUUCUCCGGCAGCCCGGCCGCCUGCUCGCGGCUUCUCCCGCCUCCUCCUCCUGUUCGCCUCCGCGGCGCGCACCCCCGCGCAUACCCAGGGAUUCCGGCCGGCGUCGGGCCCCUGGAGCUCCGCUGCCCCGCCCGGGCAUCUGUGCCGCAGCUGGGGCCUGAGCAGUGGCCACGCAGCCGGGGUCCUCCUCUGGCGGCCGCUCCUGCGUUCACCUCUGGAUGCCAGCACUCCGUUAGCCGAGGCGGGGAAGCCCUUCUGCGGCUCCCUCCUCUAAACUCCCGCAGGUCCCCACCGCCCCCACCCCUUCACCUGGCGGGGGAGGAGCGGAGGAGAAGAGGACGCGCGCGGUGCCGGUGGGCACGCGUAGACGUGUGUGCGGAUCCGGUCUCUGCUUGGCAUUGUCCCGCUCGUGCAAGUGACGGUGCCUGGACUCUGCUUUUGGCUCCCGGAAUUGGUGCGGCCGGCCUGAGCCCUCUUUUCGCUGGUGGGGCGCUAAAGGCUGUUUUGGAGAACCGUGGCGACGGCGGCGGCGGCGGCGGCUGCGGCUGGUGCCCGAGAGAGCUCCAGACGCACACUCCGCUCCCAGGCUGUCCCUCUCCCCCCUUCCCUCUUCCCUUCCCUUUCUUCCACCCCGGCCCCUUAGCCCCACUCCUCCUCUGCCUCCUCCUCUGCCUGCUCUCCCCGUUUGGCGAUGCGAGCCUGUACCGUGUAGCAGGAUUGGCGUUGCAAUGGCAACUGAUGGAAUGGGGGAAGGCAAGACAGCAGGGCUGGGGGCUCCGGACUGCGGGCGGGCGGGCCGCUGCCGCCGCUUGACGCUUCGUCGGGGACCUUCGCGAGUUACUUUGUAAAGAAGGAACCAGUCGAAGAAGCCCUUGCUCCGUGCCCCGAGUCCGAGGCCACUUCCUGCUCCUUGGCUGCCUGCGCCAGGCUCGCGCCGCUCGGCACCCGGACCCCUGCCCGCCGCCAGUUCAACGCGCCGCCGCCGCCGCUGCGGAGACUCGAGCCCGCCACCCUGAAGAACACAUCCCCUCACGGCUCCGGUGCCAUCACGCCCCCUGCUCCUCCCCGGCGCCUGCGAUUUUCCCAGGCGCCCGGUGUGAGUGCGGCGUGCGUGCGAGUGUGUGUCAGGGUAUUGUGUUGUGGGAGUGUGUGUGUGUGUGUGCGCGCGUGUUUGAAUGAGUGUAGGGUGUGCGGGGCUCCUGCGCUCCGCUCGCGGCCGCUGCGGGGGAAGGACGGACGGACGGCGCUUCCCUUGGCGAGCGGUUCCCGGGCAUCUCGGCUUGGCCCGGGCGCGAGUAGAGCGCGCCCGGCUGGCCGCCGGCCUCCGGAAGGUCCCGCUGCGUCCCUCCUGGGCUGGAUAUGUUCAUGUUCACGUGAAGAUGGAUUUAGUGUACGGUCUCGUGUGGCUGCUGACAGUCCUCCUGGAGGGGAUCUCUGGCCAAGGAGUAUACGCCCCCCCGACGGUUCGUAUUGUGCACUCAGGCUUGGCCUGUAACAUUGAGGAGGAGCGCUACUCGGAAAGGGUCUAUACCAUACGGGAAGGAGAAACCCUAGAACUGACCUGUCUGGUCACUGGACAUCCACGUCCACAGAUCAGGUGGACCAAAACAGCAGGAAGUGCCUCUGACAGAUUCCAAGACUCAAGUGUAUUCAAUGAGACUUUGAGGAUUACAAAUAUUCAGAGACACCAAGGAGGCCGUUAUUACUGUAAAGCAGAGAAUGGCUUGGGAUCCCCAGCAAUAAAGUCAAUCAGAGUGGAUGUGUACUAUUUGGAUGAUCCAGUAGUAACUGUUCAUCAAAGUAUAGGUGAAGCUAAAGAACAAUUUUACUAUGAGAGAACAGUGUUCCUCCGGUGUGUUGCCAAUUCUAACCCACCUGUUCGGUAUAGCUGGCGACGUGGCCAGGAGGUGUUACUACAAGGAUCUGAUAAAGGAGUUGAGAUUUAUGAACCCUUCUUUACCCAGGGUGAAACAAAGAUCUUAAAACUAAAGAAUCUUCGACCUCAGGACUAUGCUAAUUAUAGCUGCAUCGCUUCAGUGAGGAAUGUAUGUAAUAUUCCUGAUAAGAUGGUGUCAUUUAGACUUUCCAAUAAAACAGCAUCUCCGUCAAUUAAGCUCUUGGUGGAUGAGCCUAUAGUUGUAAAUCCUGGAGAGGCCAUAACAUUAGUAUGUGUUACGACAGGAGGAGAGCCUGCACCCUCUCUUACCUGGGUCAGGUCCUUUGGGACCCUGCCUGAAAAGACUGUUUUGAAUGGAGGGACUUUGACCAUACCCGCCAUCACCUCAGAAGAUGCUGGUACUUACAGCUGCAUUGCCAAUAAUAAUGUGGGAAAUCCUGCAAAAAAGUCCACCAACAUUAUUGUGAGAGCAUUAAAAAAAGGACGAUUUUGGAUCACACCAGAUCCUUAUCACAAAGAUGACAAUAUCCAGAUUGGGCGUGAGGUGAAAAUAUCUUGCCAAGUAGAAGCUGUUCCUUCUGAGGAGUUAACGUUUAGUUGGUUUAAAAAUGGUCGUCCAUUAAGAAGUUCUGAGCGGAUGGUCAUUACACAGACUGAUCCGGACGUCUCCCCGGGAACGACAAACUUGGAUAUCAUUGAUUUAAAAUUCACAGAUUUUGGGACAUACACAUGUGUAGCAUCUCUGAAAGGAGGAGGAAUAUCUGAUAUCAGUAUUGAUGUGAAUAUAUCCAGCAGUACAGUUCCACCCAAUCUGACUGUUCCACAGGAAAAAUCACCUUUGGUCACCAGAGAAGGAGACACAAUAGAACUGCAGUGUCAAGUAACUGGGAAACCUAAACCAAUCAUCCUUUGGUCUAGAGCGGACAAAGAAGUUGCAAUGCCGGAUGGGUCCAUGCAAAUGGAGAGUUAUGAUGGAACACUGAGGAUUGUGAACGUAUCUAGGGAAAUGUCAGGAAUGUACAGAUGUCAGACCAGCCAGUACAAUGGAUUCAAUGUGAAACCAAGGGAAGCCUUGGUGCAGCUCAUCGUGCAGUAUCCUCCUGCUGUGGAACCAGCAUUCCUAGAAAUCCGUCAAGGACAAGACCGAAGUGUCACUAUGAGCUGCCGGGUCCUGAGAGCCUAUCCAAUACGGGUGCUGACCUAUGAGUGGCGUUUGGGCAACAAACUAUUACGGACGGGUCAGUUUGACUCUCAAGAGUACACGGAGUAUCCAGUGAAGAGUCUUUCCAAUGAGAACUAUGGGGUUUAUAAUUGUAGCAUCAUAAAUGAAGCCGGAGCCGGGAGAUGCAGCUUUCUUGUUACAGGAAAGGCCUAUGCUCCAGAAUUCUAUUAUGAUACCUACAAUCCUGUGUGGCAGAACAGACACCGUGUUUAUUCCUACAGUUUACAGUGGACACAAAUGAACCCUGAUGCAGUAGACCGGAUUGUUGCAUACCGCUUGGGUAUCAGGCAGGCUGGACAGCAGCGUUGGUGGGAACAGGAGAUUAAAAUAAAUGGAAAUAUUCAAAAAGGAGAAUUAAUUACAUACAACUUGACUGAACUAAUUAAACCAGAGGCUUAUGAAGUCCGACUAACUCCUCUCACCAAAUUUGGAGAAGGAGAUUCAACAAUUCGUGUCAUCAAAUAUAGUGCUCCUGUUAACCCUCAUUUGAGAGAAUUUCACUGUGGAUUUGAAGAUGGUAACAUUUGUUUGUUCACCCAAGAUGACACAGAUAACUUUGACUGGACCAAGCAGAGCACCGCAACAAGAAAUACAAAAUAUACUCCAAACACAGGACCUAAUGCUGAUCGUAGUGGCUCCAAAGAAGGUUUUUAUAUGUACAUUGAGACAUCUCGACCUAGAUUGGAAGGUGAAAAGGCACGACUUCUCAGCCCUGUUUUCAGCAUAGCUCCUAAAAAUCCUUAUGGACCGACAAACACUGCAUAUUGUUUCAGCUUCUUCUAUCAUAUGUAUGGACAACACAUAGGUGUUUUAAAUGUCUAUCUACGUUUGAAAGGACAGACAACGAUAGAGAAUCCACUGUGGUCUUCAAGUGGGAAUAAAGGACAACGGUGGAACGAGGCUCACGUUAAUAUAUAUCCAAUUACUUCAUUCCAGCUCAUUUUUGAAGGUAUUCGAGGUCCUGGCAUAGAAGGUGACAUUGCCAUUGAUGAUAUAUCAAUUGCAGAAGGAGAAUGUGCGAAACAAGACCUAACGACGAAGAAUUCUGUCGAUGGUGCUGUUGGAAUUUUAGUACAUAUAUGGCUUUUUCCAGUUAUCGUCCUCAUCUCUAUCUUAAGUCCUCGAAGGUGACCUUAUCCUGGCAGAGGCUGUAAAAGAUUCACCAGGCACUGGCAUGAAGAAAGAGUCUUUGUAAAUGGACAUUGAAAAAACAAACUACCAAAGAUUCCUCCACUGACUACUGACUCAAAAAUAAAUAAUAAAAACAAAUUUUUUAAAGCACUGGGGAUAAAAAGACAUCAUGGAAGUGUAACUUAUUCCAAACUCUAUGUAAAAGAUAAUCUCGACCUGAGUAGAGAGGAGACCUUCAGGUGCUUUUGUGGCUGGAAAGAUUACAGCGUCAUCUGGUCAUCUGGUUGAACUCUGGAAAAAAAAAAAAAAAAGCUAUAGAAAUCCUUGUCAAAGCACAAAGUCAUGGCUGGUUUUGUUUCAAAUGAAUAGUUUGCUUGUUACCAUGGAAACCUAAUGGCCUGCCAACAAAAACCUCACUGUAAACAGGGUACGUGAAGAGCUGGCAUUUAUUUUCCUUUCAAGAAAGUUUUCAGUAGAGAAUUAAAUAAAUGUAGGCCCUGAUACCUUUGGUUGUUACCCUUCCUUGAAAAAAAUCCGAACUCAGAAUUAUUUAAAACAUCACGUUCCUCCCCACCUUAUCCCCAUCCCACCUUCGUUAUUAUUAUUUGUUUUCCUCCCAUGGCUCAGCUAGAUAACUGUAUGCUGUCUCUUUCUGCAUGCACUACUAUCCAGGAUGGCAAACCUGGGCUUACCUAUUACACAGGCUUAUCGGAGUUUGCUUGCGGCCACUUGAACACCCAAACUAAGUCAUCUGUUCCAAUGAAGAAACCAAACCACCAUCUUUUAUAAAUUGCCAUGGAAACCAAGUGCCUUCAAUGAAACAAGCCUGAAUAAUUUUCAACUCAGAAGCUUGCACUGCUAAGAGUGGUUUGUAUAAAACUAUUUUAUAAACAAACUACAGAGCCUAAAUGUGCAAAUGAUAGGCCAGACGACAAGGCCACUUCUGAAGAGGAAAGGAUCGAAGCUGCUGCGUAAGCCCAUGCAGACAAGAUACUUGUUUGACGUCCUAGACAGUCAUGGCCUUUCGGCUUAUUGUCCUUUAGAAAAUAACUUCCACUGAGACCAGUCAUGGGAGCAACACUUUUUUCUUCCAGGUUAUUAAAUGGUCAACCAGAGCAAAAGGUUGUUAAGAUAAUACUUAGUGCAGAAGGUGGUAAACCACCAGAGUGAUUUUUUUACUCUAACCUCCUUUCGGAAAGAGAUUGGCCCUAGCUUUAGAGGGAACAAGAAAAUGUUUGUGAUGGCAGUGCAUACAAACUCUACAGCGGAACUGAGCCUGAAAGAAUCUGGCUUUAUUCUAAACACUGAGGGUAAUAUGCCUCUGCCCUUUAGUCAGACUCUGUGCAAAUUGUGAAAUAUUAUUUUAUUAUUUUACCAAGAUUAAAAAACACUUUUACAAAAAAACAAAAACCUGUAAAAAUGAUUUUGAGCUACCUGAGGACAAAUCAUACCUUUAACCAGCCAGUUUUCCAAUGCAUUGUAAAUUUCACUUAAACCUGUUGGUUAUGAAAAUUUGAACACCUUUUUCCUUAAAUUAUCUCAGCUUUUAACUUCAUUUAAAGACUUUUACUAAAGAAGAGUACUAUUAUUAUUAUGUUUUCGUUCAACACCCCAGUAUUAAAAAAAAAUGAUUAUGCAAGUAAUUGGGAUAUAACUUAAAUUAUAACAUUUGCAAAUAUUAAUAUAUAAAAGCACAACAAUGUAGUGGAAAAUGACAAAGCUUGAUUUAAAAAAUUCUGUAGAAAUGUUUGUGCAAAUUCAGUAAUUCAACUUAAAAGAUAAUUUUACCGCUAUGUUCAAUAAAGCCUCUUUCCAGGUAAGGUAUGAAAAGCAGUAUGUGUGUUUGUUGAGCAACGGUCACUUAUCACCAAAUGAGACUAAGUAUACGAUUUAUAGAUUAUGUUACUAUGGAAUAAAUCUUCAGUUCUUCAUAUACCCUAAUGUCUUCAGGAAGAAGUUUAUAUAGGGACUCCCCAAUACACUCUUCCAUAUUUGUACCACAUGUACAAAAAAAAAAUCAAACUUUUGAAAGUAAAAUAUGAAACAAAUAUGAACUUGGAUUUUAAUGUGUAUUUUCAUAGUUAAAGAGGGAACCAGUGAGAAUAACUAGGUAAUGAUAGAAUUGAGCUAAGUCUAUUAAAUUAAACAAUUAGUAAAGACUUUCAUUUGUUAACUUAUUUGAACAAAUCAGACAUACUGAAUUUUUUUUCCAAAAUUACUGUCACCUGUCUAUUUUAUCAAGCCAAAGAGAUGAAUCAAUAUUUGGGACACUUACAGCUUAAUAUUGACUAAAUCUCACUUCACUCUGACUUCCAUUUUGUGUGGUAGCUAACCGCUUCUCUCCCCUAGCCCAUAUUAGUGGAUCACCCUUUUUAAUUGAUUGUCUGCAUACUCACUGCUGAAAAUAUCAAUAGAAAUACUUUAGAUCUAAAGAGAGGCUUAACUUAUUGCUGCCUUCUUUCCUUGGUCUUUGAUUUGACUGAGGCUUUUGAAAAAAAACUAAAAAAUUUAUAUUCAGAAUAUUUGGAUAUACAUGUAUCCUUUCCAGGAACACAACCAAGUCUCUAUACCUUCUAAGUAACUCUGCACAAAGAAAUUGCUAUAAGUGAAAGUUUCAAUCCUACUAGCAAGCAUUCACAAAAUCCUUCAGUAUUUUCCAUAACCUUUUGCACAAUAAGAAUAUACAACACUUCAGAAAUUUAUGAGAACUGGCUGGUAUUUCACAAAUUAAUUUUGAUUCAAUUUUUAAGAAAUUGUAAAUGAACACCAAGAACAAAGGGGCAGUCAGAACAGCAAAGCAAUCUGAUUUGUUGAUACGGUAAUAAAUUAAAAUAUGUAUCUCAAGUGGAUUCUGGAACAUUUAUAUAAAUCCAUAAACAUAGAUUUAAUGUUUUCACUUAGAUAAAAUCUCAGUUGCUUUAAACAAAUGAAAGAAAAUGGAUAAGUGCAGGAAAUUUUAAAAGGUUGGGAUAAGUAUAAUGUAAACCACAUUAAGUAGUCUGUUCUUUAAUACUAGAAAUAAUAAUGACAACUUUAAAACACCUGUUCACCAACUGCUUCCUUUUCCUAAUAUUUUUAUAUUUAUUAUGAGUUGAACUCACCAACAUAUUCCCUCUUUUUCUUUUUUGAUAACAAAUUGUAACCGAUGUCAAUACUUUUUCAUUCUUGUAUAAGAAGGCAUCAGUCAAUGGAGCUUUUCAAUUUCUGGGAGAAAGAUUAUACCAUGAAAUCUCCCACUGCUAGUAAUUAAUCCCAAUUAAUUUGGAGCAUUAUUCAGUUUCAUCAGUUCAAAGACAUUUGUUUCUCCACAUUUUAACAUCUCUGCCAUCAGGCCUAUUUUAAUUAUAAGUGGUAGCAUCUCUGUGUGGUGAUGUAUAAAAUAAUAGUGCAUCUUAAAACUGAUGGCAUCUUAGAUAUGUUGAAAUUCAUUAAAUUCACUAAAGUUUCCAGAAGUGGCAAAUAAGCCCAAUAAUAUUACUUCUUAACAAACUCAAAAAUGAGAAAAAUGCCCCAUCAUAUUUACAGGAUUUAUAUUAAAUACUCACUGACUAUGCAUUAUUUAAAAGUAACAUAGCUUUUAUUUUGCAUUUUUUAAAAUUGUGUCUUCUCUUAUAUUCAUUAUAUACCUAGCCCUGCUUCCUUUUUUAAAAAUCUUUUUUGCCUGCUACUUAUUUUUUAGUUUCAUCAUGAAUUAUAAUAUGCUAUGUAUACCUGGCUUAUAAUGUUUACUAGCUUCAUGUGAUCCAUAAUACUUACUAGGCUGGAAGUUAGCCUGCCAUUACAUUUUCUUUGCAAGUUGAAAGAUGCAUGGUACACCACAAUGUCAUGUGAUGGGCUAAUCUAAUGGUGCCUCGCUUCACAUAUGUCACAGAAUCAACUUCAGCAUGGCAAUGAAUUAUGAUAAUUAUAAUAACCAGAAUGACAAACCAGCUAGUCAAUUCCAUCAUGUUACAUAGAGAAAAAAUAAUCUCAUUCUUUACUUUUAUAUUUUAAAAUAUGACAAAAUAUGAACAAUAACUGUAUUAACUUUUCACCAGACAUGCAUUUUUAUCUUUAUAAUAAACGUUUUUGUCAAAAUGUAUAAUUUGAAGAUCAACUAAUUCUAUAGUUAAGACUGUAUGAAACUGGCUAUGGUAUUUUACAUAAUCUUUUUUUUUGCUUCUUUUGAUUAGUGAUUUGAAAGAUGAUGACUGACUAUUCUGAUUUUGGUAGAGUGAUUUCAAAGGAUUCUUUGAAUACAUAUUCUUUUUUCAAAAAACUUUUUUUUUAAAUGUGCCUUUCAAAGAUCAGGUCCUCUCAACAGAUAUUUAAACUGAAAAAAUUUUACUCCAAAUUCAUUUUCUUCUUGGUUGAUGACUACUUCUUACUAAUUGCUUUGUCUGCAUCUCAUCAAAGCAGAAGGUAUACUCUUCUUGCAACUGGGUAGUUGAUCUCAAUGAGGAGUUAUUGCAUUUUCUGUGAAAACAAUAAAAUCAUAGGGUUCAAUCCCAAGCUAUUUCCUUUCCUACAAUAUUCCCUCUGUGGCUAACCAGUUUAGUUUUCUUAGUGCUUAUUUUUAAAAAGCAAUGUAUCUCACAUUUUCUACUUCAUCUUAGGAGAAAACCUACUACAGGAUGAAAAGAACUUUUUUCCAAAUCUGAUAGAAAAAGUUCUUUGCUGAGUAUAAGUAAAUUUAUGUUAUUACAUAGAAAAAGUAAGACUUAAGGACUUGAAAUUUUAAUGUGAAAUAUGUCAAUUUUGAAUCAAUUCCUCAUAAGUUCAUGUCUGUAUAGAAACACAAGUGAAACUUAGGGAGAGAAAAUUCCAUAUAUUUGUAUAUGGAUUACUUUAUUGACAUUAUUAAUAUAAACCUUAAUGAACUAUGAGUGGUGAAUUCACUUUCCUGAACCCACAUUGAAUAUAAUGAAAUUAAGGAAGUGGAAUUCAAAAUUUUGAGUAGGGCAAAGGUUAAACUCUGAGUAGAAAUUAAAAUUGUUUUCUCAAGGGAAUAUUUACAACUGGUUGAAUUUAAUUUCAAUUGUUCUAAUUUUCCAUGAAUUCAGCUAAAACGUAUUCUUAUUUUUUAAUAAUAUGAUGGGAAAUUCUAUGAAAUAGGGAUUAGUUUGUUAGUUUCAGUUUGUUUUAAUAUGGCUUUUAAUUGUUCUCCUGGAUUUCCAGGAUGUCAUUUUUAUUUCUUGAAUCUCAUCAGUAUAUUUAAAUG